GUUUUUUAGCAGAGCAACUAGUAUUGAUAUAAUAAUGAGGAAAAAAUUUCGAGACAGUGAUGAUGACGAGGAAAUAAUUUUAAAAGAGCCUAAAAACAAAGCUUUAAUUGAACGGAAACGACAACGAAAACAACAAAAUAGAAACAAGUCAAGUAUUGGAAAUUUGAUUGAGCAAGUUACUAGUAAAUAUGAAACGUUAAAUUGUCAAACUUUCAUUGCAAACAAAUUUUCUGAUUUCCCAUUAUCACCAGUAACACUAAAAGGACUUAAAGAUUCCAAUUUUACUACACCAACGGAUAUUCAACUUCUUUCCCUUAAACAUUCACUUGUUGGAAAGGAUGUUGUUGGGGCAGCAAAAACAGGAAGUGGGAAAACGUUGGCUUUGCUUAUUCCGUUGCUCGAAUGCCUUUGGAGAAAUAAAUGGACAAAAUUUGAUGGGUUAGGUGCUAUAGUAAUCACUCCAACAAGGGAAUUGGCUUUUCAAAUAUUUCAAGUUUUGAAUAAUAUUGGAAGUUAUCAUGAUUUUUCGGCUGCUUUACUUAUUGGAGGUUAUUUUCAGAUUAUAGGGAAAAUUGGGAGUACUUUGUAAGUCCUUUGGACCUGUUUUUGAGAGCACUUUGGAAGUCGCCUCUUUUUUCAUUUUUUGACCAUUUUGAGCUUUUUUUCCUUUCCUCUUUCCUUACAACUUUUUCGAUGUUUGGCUUAUGAACUUGGAAUAUUUUGGGAUUUGUGAAUAGGGUUGGAUUUU
Messenger RNA from Meloidogyne enterolobii, 748 nucleotides. NCBI's taxonomy places the organism in Eukaryota, Metazoa, Nematoda, Chromadorea, Rhabditida, Meloidogynidae. The record is from the annotation of a GenBank genome assembly.